This is a messenger RNA of Mesorhabditis spiculigera, 918 nucleotides long. Lineage: Eukaryota; Metazoa; Nematoda; Chromadorea; Rhabditida; Rhabditidae. The record is from the annotation of a GenBank genome assembly.
AUGCGGAAAUUACUCCUGUUAACAACAUUAUUAUUAGUUUGCCACGCGGGCAAGCGAUCCCAUAAUAUUGAUGCUGAAUUGAUGGAUGAUAUAGUUAAAGCGGAACGAGAAGUCAGCAGCCACCCUAAAAAGGUGAACCGGCGCGGCAUCCCUGGCCGACGCCUCGAAAAUGAAGUGCGAGACGCCGAUUUUGCCAAACCAAAUUAUGGUAAGGACGACGAUGAUUAUUCUGAGUUUGAGCAAAAGGAGCUGGGGCGAAUAGAAUCUCAGGAGCUGAGCACAGUGACAUUUGCUCCUUCCUCAGCGGAAGAUACACGGCCAUCAUUGGAUUCGAGCGAAGUGGCUGUUGGGAUGCAGAAAAAAUAUAGGUCAUCAGAGGAGAUGGGAGCUCCAAUGGCCGGAAAAGGGUCAACCACCGAAAGGCCACCGCUGUAUGAGUUACCACCUCCGCGUAAAGGCUUUUAUUUCCAACACUAUCCAUGGUGGCUCCUCCCCAGACAAUACAGACUUAGGUCGAAAGAUUUCGGAUACGUUUAUCCACCGCAGUACCAAAGAGCCAAAUAUUACUGGCCCGGCCGCCUACCAUCGUACUAUGAUCCAUACGCAAUUUACGAAAGUACAAAACGCGCUCGAGAACAUUACUAUGGGGGCGCCGGAGGCUAUGGUGGAGCGUCUGGUGGUGGUCAAGGAUUUGGUGGUGGCGGCAUCGAGACUGAUAACUUGGACAGUGGAGAGGUUGAAUUGAGCAAAAAGGCAAACCCUCUCGACGACCUGUCCCUAGAAACUUUGCAAAAGAUCGAUAAGCUCGGCGCAGAUGGGCUGGUGGACGAGGAGGAAACGGACGAUUUCGCAGUGGCCGUUGCCAAGUCGAAGCGUGAUCGCGCACCCGUCGCUCGGGCACUUCGGAGUAGAGCUGUA